GAGAGAGAGAGAGAGAGCUCCUCUUCCUCUUCGAUAUACAAAUCCGAUGAGAAGGAGGCUGCCAGUGUCCAAUGCCCACGAGAUGGAGAAGUCCAAUGGCAAGCCACAGAGCUCACGCAUCUGCUUCCUUGCAGCCCUUUCCGCAAUGUUUUGGUUCUUGAUCUUCUACUUCCAUUUCACAGUUCUCAACGCUGACCCUCCUGCGUAUCAGAGCAAAGUUCCUGUUUCCUUUGAUCCCAUCCCAUCCAACAUCCAACAUUUGGACAAAAACCAAAACCAAAACCAAAAUCAAAACAAAAACAAGCCACUUCCAGCUUUCCACUCAUUGACAUCCACUCCCCCCUUGAAACAAUUGGUUACCCGCCAUGAACCUAAGGAUUAUCCGUUCUUCCGCGCACUCAAGACUGCAGAAAACAAGAGUGAUCCAUGUGGUGGGAGGUACAUUUAUGUGCAUGACCUUCCACCACAAUUCAAUGAGAAUAUGCUGAAGGAAUGCAAGUCCCUAAAUUUAUGGACCAACUUCUGCAAGUUCACUACUAACAAUGGCCUUGGUCCGCCCCUUGAGAAUGUUGAUGGUGUCUUCUCUAACACAGGGUGGUAUGCCACCAAUCAGUUUACAGUUGAUGUGAUUUUCAGUAAUAGGAUGAAGCAGUAUGAGUGCUUGACUAAAGAUUCAUCUAUUGCAGCAGCUGUGUUUGUUCCUUUCUAUGCUGGUUUUGACAUUGCGAGGUAUUUGUGGGGUUAUAACAUUUCUGUUAGGGACUCAGCUUCUCUGGCUUUGCAAGAUUGGCUGAUGAAGAGACCUGAGUGGAAUGUGAUGGGUGGGAAAGAUCAUUUCUUGGUAGGAGGGAGGAUAACGUGGGAUUUUAGGAGGUUGACAGAAUUUGAAUCAGAUUGGGGUAACAAGCUCUUGUUUUUGCCUGCUUCUAAGAAUAUGACCAUGCUUGUUGUGGAGUCAAGUCCGUGGAACGCGAAUGACUAUGCCAUCCCAUAUCCCACCUAUUUCCACCCUGAUAAAGAUGCUGAUGUGUUCCUUUGGCAGGACAGGAUGAGAAAAUUAGAGAGGAAGUGGCUAUUCUCAUUUGCUGGGGCACCUAGACCGGAUAAUCCAAAGUCAAUCAGAGGACAGCUGAUAGAACAGUGUAAGAAGUCAAGUGUAUGUAAAUUGUUGGAGUGUGAUUUUGGGGAGAGCAAGUGCCAUUCUCCGAGCAGUAUCAUGCAGAUGUUCCAAAGCAGUCUGUUCUGUUUGCAGCCUCAAGGGGAUUCUUAUACAAGAAGAUCUGCUUUUGAUUCAAUGCUUGCUGGUUGCAUACCGGUGUUCUUCCAUCCUGGUUCAGCUUAUACCCAAUAUACAUGGCAUCUACCAAAGGAUUAUAUGAAAUAUUCAGUGUUUAUUCCUGAGGAUGAUAUUCGCAAAAAGAAUUUAAGCAUAGAAGAAAGAUUGAAGCAAAUUCCUCCGGAAACUGUAAAGGCUAUGAGAGAGGUGGUCAUAAGCCUCAUACCAAGGCUAAUAUAUGCAGACCCUCGAUCGAAGUUGGAGACUCUGAAAGAUGCAUUUGAUGUAUCUGUGCAAGCAAUCAUUGAUAAGGUCACAAAUUUGAGGAAGGACAUAAUUGCUGGUCGUGAAGAUAAAGAUUUUAUUGAAGAGAACAGUUGGAAGUAUGCUCUUUUAGAGGAAGGACAGCGGACAGUUGGUGCUCAUGAAUGGGAUCCUUUCUUUUCAAAACCAAAAGAUGGUCAAAAUGGAGAGUCUGGAAGCUCAUCUGCUGCAGCUGCAAAGAACUCUUGGAAAAAUGAACAGAGGGAUCACUCUUGAGGGACAUAGGUAUGAUCUGCUGCCAUCCCAACUUUGAUAUGAAGCUAUAUCAAAACGAGCGCAUCAAAGACAAUAUUAGUUAUGGUGGAACAUGAUAUUUACCCUAAACAUCCUGAACUUAGUUGUUGAAUCUGUCCAAGUUUAUGUACACAGCAAUUUUUGGAGCUAGAAACCCACAUAGUAAUCUUUCUUUAUUUCAUAUAUAUACUUUUUUUAUAAUACAGGCCUUACUGUCCAUCGCUGCAUACUGUCAGUGAAUAUUUCUUUUUUUUUUUAUCCUUUUUUGUCCUUUUCCCAAGAUGGACGCAUUGUCGUCAUCAUCUUCUCUUUGUUAUAGUGAAAUAUUUAUUCUUUUUGCUUAUUGGUUGUUUCA
This is a messenger RNA of Dioscorea cayenensis subsp. rotundata (Guinea yam), 2189 nucleotides long. RefSeq names its product xyloglucan galactosyltransferase KATAMARI1 homolog. The coding region runs from base 47 to 1816 and encodes 589 amino acids. The record is from RefSeq and is a predicted model, not a curated record. The transcript has 2 exons. Gene Ontology annotation, molecular function: glycosyltransferase activity. Lineage: Eukaryota; Viridiplantae; Streptophyta; Magnoliopsida; Dioscoreales; Dioscoreaceae.